CUCGGUUGGCAGCACUGUGUUAAAAUCGAAAGUGACGUAACAAGAGAAAAGUGGCGUGCUUUUGUGUGGUGCAGGAAAUCAACAAAAAGUGACAAAAAAAACUCGCAGACACUACCUCACCUUUUUCACCCUUCGCUGUAACCAUCAAUGGGCGCUCCUAUCCAGGGAAAAGGCAACAGACGUGGUAACGCAAAUAACAUUGGCGCGAGGAACGGCUUUGGCAAACCUAGGCAACCCCUUCCUCGUCGGCCAUUGAACGGCAAUUUCACGCCAUUUGAUAGUCCACCCAUGAUGAGGCCCCGAGGUCCAUUUCCGCCAAACCGCGGCGGCCCGAUGGGCAUGCGACCCAUGAUGGGCCCCCCGAACAUGCGACCGCCCCCGCCUCGCGGCGCCCGACCGCCGCCACCCCGACUGCCCCGCGGCCCCAUGAUGCCGCCUAGAAUGAUGGGACCAGGCCCCAGGAUGCCGCCACCUCCGCCCGGCAUGCGACCGCCUCCGCCUGGAAUGCGGCCGCCCCCGCCACACAUGAUGGGUAUGCCGCCCGGGCCGCCCCCGAUGCGCGGCAUGGGUUUCAGACGAGGAGGCCCAAUGAACAGAAACCGGAAGUUCCCCAUGGGGAUGUUCAAGGGGGUGCAGAAGGGAAGGAUCAUGAAGAAGCGGAAAGGUUUGGUUAAGGAUUUAGAUUUAACGAAGAAGUGGGUUACGGAUGCCAUUAAGGAAGAAUUCAAGAAGAAGGAUGAGUUGCUGGCUGCGGCGAAGAGUGCAGGUCCGGAUAAUAAGGAGGCCUGGGCUACGUAUAGGAGUCAGAGAGAAAAGUGCAGCCAGAUGUACCACGUAGCUGAGAUGGAGUUCAUUGGGCAGCAGGAGACUAGCGAAAGUCAGUGGGAAUCUGAAGAAGAAUGCGACGAAAAUCCAGAAACAGAAGAACUCUUUUUUUGCGAUGUCUGCGAACAAGAUUUGUAUUCGCAGCACUCGUACGAAAAACACAUAUCUGAACAUAAAAUAUGUGGGUUGGAGGGUUGCCAAUACACGGCUCACGCAAGCCUGAUCGAAAAACAUAUAGAAGUGCAACAUGUAACAGGUUUGUAUGAAAAAAUCCGUAGCGUUAAUACACCUGAAGAAAUUGCGAAAUGGAUCGAACAGCGAAAAGUUCGAUAUCCUAGUAAGGAAAACGUUCAAAAAAGGUACGAACGGCAAGAAGAGAUGUUGAAGAGAGGGGAGAAAAUCGGAGAGCGAAAGAAUCGUUUUGGGAAAGAUAGAACCAGACUUUCACGAGUGAAGCAGAAGAAGACGUUUAAGAAAAAGAAGCGCGGUGUAAAAACAGAACAAAAACCAAAGGAGUCACUUAUUGAUGAAAAAUGCGACUGGAAUGGAUCGAUGUUCCCCUUCCGGGGAACACAAGAGUUGUAUCAUGAGGACGUAGAAAAAGAAAUUAGCGAUUAUGAUGACGAAGAAUGGAUGACGGAAUCAUCAAACACUAAAGUUAAGGUUGAGUUAAAUAAUGCACUGGGAGCUCUCAUGGGGGCGUAUAUGUCAGACGAAGAAGAUAACGCUGUUCAAAAUCAGUCUGAUGACGACGGACCCCCCAUUGAAAUGAAGAUCGAAAAACAGACAAUGGAAUAUCCCAAUGAACAACCAAAUGAAGCAAAAGUAGUGAAACAAAGUAAGAAAAGAAAGACCGUAGCUGGUAAGAAACAAAAUAAGAAACUGUGUUUAGAUGACAAUAAAACGUUACAAACGGGAUUUUCUCGUAUGAAAUUCUUUAGACGUAGAGUAACUUUAUUGGAAAAAUUAUUAGACAGCGAAAUUCGGCAUGAAAGGAAUGUUCUUUUGCAAUGUGUACAAUUUGUUGUUAGUAAUAAUUUCUUUAAGAAUGAAAGCAGCACUGAUGUUUAAAACUGAAGAUAAUACUGUUCUGUGAUCAAUGGUCUGACGAAUAUUGUAAAAUAUAUUUUCCUAUGAACUAUCGUGUAAACGUAUUUUUAGUUAUGUUAAGAAUAUCAGAGUAACUUCGUUUUUAAUUCUUGUUACAUAUAACGCUUUUGAUAUUCUCCUGUGAUCUUUUUUAUAACUAUAUUCUAGAAUACAAAUGUAUUGAAGUAAGAA
Molecule: messenger RNA, 2106 nt
Organism: Zophobas morio
Lineage: Eukaryota; Metazoa; Arthropoda; Insecta; Coleoptera; Tenebrionidae
Product: FMR1-interacting protein NUFIP1-like
Exons: 3
Coding region: 148-1896 (582 amino acids)
Biological process (GO): box C/D snoRNP assembly
Cellular component (GO): nucleus
Source: RefSeq, a predicted model, not a curated record